ACUCGCGAAGGUUGCACAUUAUAAGUCAUCCUCUCGGUUACCGUGGUGGAAAAGGAAAAAAAGAAGGCUAUAAUCGUGUUGUCUCAGUGAAAAAAGUGCCGCUUCUCCUGAGCAUACUAACAUAGGUUACGUAAGUAUAAUUGUCGUAGGGUAGGAUGACUGAGUGCACUGAAACAUCUCCAAACUACGAGUCCCAGUUCGCGCACCGGUUUACUGAGGAGGAUGAAGCCUUUCAGCAGUAUGUCCUGCGCCCUCAGAGCCAGCCGCCCGUAGUAGAAGCCUGGCGACCACGCGGAGGAGGAUUUCAGCGAGGCAGAGACAACCGCUUCCAGGGCAGCAGACAGCAAGGUGGUCCAGAGUGGGAUGGAGGAUGGGACAGAGGCCGGGGCAGGGGGCGUGGCCAAGAGGGGGGGGGUUCCCAGCGAUGGACUCCACGUGGAGGGUAUCAUAACUCCUACAAUCAGAGAUCACACUAUGGCCGCUACUGAUCAGCUACUGGUUGUGGACAUGCCAAGCUGCUUUUUCUUAUUCUGUGAAAAGCUGUGCUCAGAUGAUCUGGCAUGUAUACAGCAUGGUAGUUGAGGGCUUAAUGACACUGGGACUGUGUUCAUGUUCUGAACUCCUGUAGUUCUCUGUAUUGAUUUAGAGAUGGAGCUAUAAUAUAGAAAUGCAGCACAGUGCAUCAUGUGGAAAUGGACUUGACGUGUGUUUCAACAAUGCAGCUAACUUUCAGUUGGGCCCUGUAAGAUAAAUCAUGGCUUAAUCUCUGAAGGGGUCAAGGAACAGAUCUGCAGAGGAGCAUCACCAUAGUGUAAGAUUUACAAUGUAAUUAAAAUAUUUUUGAAUAA
This is a messenger RNA of Electrophorus electricus (electric eel), 848 nucleotides long. Its product is annotated as RNA guanine-N7 methyltransferase-activating subunit-like protein. Gene Ontology annotation, biological process: RNA 5'-cap (guanine-N7)-methylation. The record is from RefSeq and is a predicted model, not a curated record. Gene Ontology annotation, molecular function: RNA binding. Lineage: Eukaryota; Metazoa; Chordata; Actinopteri; Gymnotiformes; Gymnotidae. Gene Ontology annotation, cellular component: mRNA capping enzyme complex.